Molecule: messenger RNA, 2925 nt
Organism: Cynoglossus semilaevis (tongue sole)
Lineage: Eukaryota; Metazoa; Chordata; Actinopteri; Pleuronectiformes; Cynoglossidae
Gene: cpne2
Product: copine II
Exons: 16
Coding region: 803-2452 (549 amino acids)
Biological process (GO): cellular response to calcium ion
Cellular component (GO): plasma membrane
Molecular function (GO): calcium-dependent phospholipid binding
Source: RefSeq, a predicted model, not a curated record
UAUUCGUUAUUAAUAUUAUUAAACAUAAUCAUAAACUGUCAGCAAUAACUUUUCUAAAUUGCAGUUAAAUAAAUAAGGCUUGGUUGACGUACCUGUGUUCAUCACAAGAGGGUGCUGUUGGAACAGCAUCGCUUCUCUGAUUCAACGCUUUUUUUAUCAUUAUAAGAUAAAUUCCAAAUUGUCUUUGUUUUGUUCUCUUUAUUUAUUUAUUUUUUUCAUUUUUCAUGUUGCUUUUGUUUUGUUGUUGCUUUUCAGGGAUUCGUUAAAUAUUUUUCGGUGACGGGUUUGUACCGCCACACAAUAAAAGCAUUGCAUCGAUACAGGUGCGGAUCGUUUACGUAUUUUUUUUUUUAAUAUUUACUCUCUAAUUUAAACUCUGUUCUAAAAUUUGUAAUAAUUUGCCUCAAUAAAACAGCGCUGUGUGUGUUGUACGGUGGAAUUAAUACAAAACGGAAGUCCUCUGGAGACGGGUUGAUCUGAAGCUUUCAUUUUCUAGUGCAACCCUUCCAUUUCCGGUUAGAACGUAGUCCCUUUAGCUUGACGCGCAGUGAUUCUGCGGGGUAAAACGUAGUGCGGCUCUGCGAGGAUGAUCACACUGUUGCGCUUUCUAGAAGAAAUGGCAACCGCGGUCACGUAUUUCAUUUCAUCGUCAAAAAUAUUUUUUUGAAUUAACAUUUUUUUAAAAAUAAUAUACUUUUCUCUCAAUUUUCACUCCUGGGGACUUGGUGUCGAGUGAAGAAAGUGUUGAGCCGAGGAGCGGUGAAGUCAGGUGCCGGAGGGUGAUCAGCGCUGACCUCACACCAUGGCCUACACUCUGGGCUCCGCCACCGACGCUCAGAAGUCGCGCAGCGUCGGACCGCAGCACUGCGUCACGCGGGUGGAGCUAUCCGUCACCGCCAACAGCCUCCUGGAUCGAGACGUGGCCUCAAAGUCGGAUCCCUUCUGUGUCCUCUUCCACGAGGUGGAUGGCAACUGGGUGGAGUUGGGUCGCACUGAAACGGCCGUCAACAACUUGAACCCAGUGUUUGGAAAGAAGUUCCAGGUGGACUACCACUUUGAGGAGAUCCAGAAGCUCCGGUUCGCCAUGUUCGAUGAGGACAAGUGCGCAACGCAGCUGUACGAGCACGACUUCCUGGGGGAGUUCAUCUGUACGCUCGGAGUGAUUGUGUCCAACAAAAAGCUUCACAGACCAUUGAUCCUGGCCAAUGGGAAGCCAGCUGGUAAAGGCUCCAUCAUGAUAACGGCCCAGGAGCUGUCUGACAACAGAAUCAUCACACUGACCCUGAGUGGGCGUAAACUAGACAAGAAGGACUUUUUCGGGAAGUCUGAUCCCUACCUGGAGUUCCAUAAACAGGAAACAGAAGACGGUAAAUGGAUGUUGGUGCACAGGACAGAGGUCAUAAAGAACACCCUGGACCCGUCAUGGAAACCUUUCACUGUUCCUCUGAUUUCUCUCUGCAACGGAGACGUGGACAAAAACAUCAAGGUUCUGUGUUACGACUAUGACAACGACGGCGGUCACGACUUCAUCGGCGAGUUCCAAACCACGGUUUCCAAGAUGAGUGAAGCCCAGAACUCAGUGGAGGUGGAGUUCGACUGCAUCAACCCCAAAAAACAGAAGAAGAAAAAGAAUUAUAAAAACUCGGGAGUCAUCAUCGUCAAGUCGUGUAAGAUUACCAGAGAUUACACCUUUCUGGAUUACAUUCUGGGAGGAUGCCAACUCAUGUUUACUGUGGGAAUCGACUUCACGGCGUCCAAUGGAAACCCUCGAGAGCCGUCCUCCCUCCAUUACAUCAACCCACUGGGCAGUAACGAGUAUCUGGCUGCCAUCUUGGCUGUGGGCCAGAUCAUACAGGACUACGACACCGACAAAAUGUUUCCUGCUCUGGGAUUUGGAGCUCAACUCCCACCAGACUGGAAGGUAUCGCAUGAAUUUGCCAUCAACUUUAACCCCACCAACCCGUUUUGUUCAGGUGUAGAUGGCAUCGCCCAGGCCUACUCCGCCUGUCUCCCCCACAUCCGCUUCUACGGACCCACAAACUUUGCUCCCAUCAUCAACCAUGUAGCCCGCUUUGCGGCCCAGGCCCUCCAGCAGGAGAAGGCAGCGCAGUACUUCAACCUCCUCAUCAUCACCGACGGCGUCAUCAGCGACAUGGACGAGACGCGUGACGCCAUCGUGCAGGCGUCCAAACUGCCCAUGUCCAUCAUCAUCAUCGGGGUGGGAAACGCAGACUUUGCCGCCAUGGAGUUUCUGGACGGAGACGCCAGCGUGCUGAGGUCCAACGCUGGAGAGGAGGCGGUCCGAGACAUCGUGCAGUUCGUCCCUUUCAGGGACUUCAGAAAUGCUCCAAAGGAGACCUUGGCCAAGUCCGUUCUGGCCGAGCUCCCUCAGCAGGUCACGCAGUAUUUCAAACAGAGGAACGUCCCGCCCAUCAACCAGGCACCGGAGUGAAGACACAGGGGGGACGAGGGGGCCGACACGGCCUCCGCACUGUACCAUAGCUCAACAACAACAUCUCAUCUUCUCAACGACAAACUCUGUACGACCACGUGAGUGAAAACCACAUCAUGAAGCACCAGAGCGUGAGUCCGUCAGAAGUGACGUGUUUUCUCUAAACUCUUGCAGCGACACAGCUUCACGGUGAUGUUCUCGAGACUCUGCAUGUCUGAAGGGACUGCAGGUGUCUUCAAAUCAUUAAAUAUGCAGGACAUUGAGAAGGGGGGAAGAAACUCCUGAUUCAUCUGGAUGUUGUUCAUUUCUUUGCUUUUUGCAUGUGUGUGCGUGUGUGUGUGUGUCCACGCCAUACAAACAACAACUUGGUGUAAAAGCCUUGUCUGAUCUGGGUUGAAUCCUCUCCUGCCGUCGUAUGGAUCUGUGUCAGGGCAGCAGAACAGAUGACGGCAGGAAAUAAAAAAAAAAAAAAA